Molecule: messenger RNA, 1404 nt
Organism: Sorghum bicolor (sorghum)
Lineage: Eukaryota; Viridiplantae; Streptophyta; Magnoliopsida; Poales; Poaceae
Product: glutathionyl-hydroquinone reductase YqjG-like
Exons: 6
Coding region: 68-1126 (352 amino acids)
Cellular component (GO): cytoplasm
Molecular function (GO): glutathione transferase activity
Source: RefSeq, a predicted model, not a curated record
AAAAGUUUAGGUGAAAGGAGGGAGCAGCUUUCUCGCUCCGGCACCGGCAUCGCUGUUAACAACUCGCAUGCCCACUCUCGGCACCGCUUCGUCGCUCCUGCUCACCCACCGCCACCGCCUCCUCGCCGCCCGGACCCACUCCGCCUCCAUCAAGAUGGCGCGGUCGGCGCUGGACGAGGUCACCGAUACCGGCGCCUUCGACCGGUCGCCGUCCACCUUCCGGAGCUCCGUUUCCAGGGACGGCCGGUUCCCCGUCGUGGCGGGGCGGUACCACCUCUACGUCUCCUACGCGUGCCCCUGGGCGUCCCGGUGCCUCGCCUUCCUCAAGCUCAAGGGCCUCGACCACGCCAUCGGCGUCACGGCCGUGAAGCCCAUCUUCGAGCGGACCAAGGAGACCGACGACCAUCUGGGCUGGGUGUUCCCCGCCGCCGCCGAUGAGGAGCCCGGCGCCGAGCCCGACACUCUCAACGGCGCCAGGAGCGUCAGGGAGCUCUACGAGAUCGCCAGCUCCAACUACGCCGGGAAGCCAACCGUCCCCGUCCUGUGGGACAAGCAGCUCAAGACGGUGGUGAACAACGAGAGCUCCGAGAUCAUCCGGAUGCUCAACACCGAGUUCAACGACAUCGCCGGGAACCCCGGGCUGGACCUCUACCCGCCUCACCUCCGGGCCUCCAUCGACGAGGCCAAUGAGCUGGUCUACGACGCCAUCAACAACGGCGUCUACAAGUGCGGAUUCGCCAAGAAGCAGGGGCCAUACGACGAGGCCGUGGCGAGAUUAUAUGAGGCUCUGGACAAAUGUGAGGAGAUUCUUGGCAAGCAACGCUAUAUUUGUGGCAACCAGCUGACUGAGGCUGAUAUUCGCCUGUUUGUGACUCUCAUUCGAUUCGAUGAGGUCUAUGCCGUUCACUUCAAAUGCAACAAGAAGCUGCUGAGGGAAUACCCAAACCUAUUCAACUACACCAAGGACAUCUACCAGAUCCCUGGCAUUAGCAGCACUGUCAACAUGGAGCACAUCAGGAAGCACUACUACGGAAGCCAUCCGUCCAUAAACCCCUAUGGGAUUAUCCCCGCUGGACCUAACAUCGACUACAAUGCCCCACAUGACAGGGAGAGGUUUGGCGCCUGACUGCGUGAGGGACCUUUUGUACCGAUCGUGCUUGUUUCUGCAGGAGGCCGGAGCCGUACUAUGCAGUGUUGUGUUGUGGUUGAGGCCCUUGAGGGUCUUGUGCUUGGCACUUGGCACCGGCAGUGUCAAGAGGCUGCAAGUAUCCCUUAUAUACUGCUAUAAAUACUUUUGUAUUGUGUGUGUGUGUGUUUGUGUCUUGUUUGAGGCCCUGUUUAGCUCCCAAAAUUUUCCAAGAAUCCUCAUCUCAUUGAUUUUUUGAAAAAAAAACUAAUUGUACA